AUGUCGCAUGAUAGUAUUCGUGGAGAUUAUCAGGAAGACUCUAUGGAUACUACUGAACAAGAUUACAAUAUGAUCGCAGAGCAGGCAACAGCGGCGAUAACUGCUCAGAUACAAGCAUUGUCAUUGACCAGUAAUGGAUCAGCAGAUACGAAUUCUACAACUCUUCCUCCUCCAUCAAAUCAAAAACAAUCACCUUUUCUGAGUCGUUCAGAAACAACAGCUCGAUGUUUUAUGUUUUUUCCCACUUCUGGUCACAUGGGUUUUGAAACUAUUAAAACUUCGAACGAGUCACCUACGAUUGAGACUAUACGUGAAAUGAUUGCCUACGAAACGCGUAUACGUUUAUCCGAAUCUAUCCAACAGCUCAUGGAUGUAUAUUAUAAGGAUGAAGGAGCUAUUACUUUAAUAUUGGAUCUCAUUCAACAACAUGUUGUGGAAUCCUUUGGAUAUCGUGAUGUGAACGCAUUACGUACUGCUUUGUAUCGAUUUCCAGAUGAACCUGCCAUUAAAGAUGCUUUUUACAUCAAACACAACAAAAUCACACAAGGUCUGAUUACACAAGACCAAUAUGUUCGUAAUGUCGAUCUAUUUACCCUGGAAGGUCAUCCUACAAAUCUUCUAUCGCAUAUUUCAGCUGGUCAACCAUUGAUAUUGUUGGCUGGUUCAACUAGCUGA
Adineta steineri is the source of this 675-nucleotide messenger RNA. NCBI's taxonomy places the organism in Eukaryota, Metazoa, Rotifera, Eurotatoria, Adinetida, Adinetidae. The record is from the annotation of a GenBank genome assembly.